CCUGGCUCUACCUCUUCUGCCGCACGUCACCAUGGCAGAAUCUUUAGGCCCUUUGUCUGAUCCGAGGGCUGAAAGUACCAUGCUGGAAAUCAACCAACAGCUUCAAUCCCAGCUGGCACAAAGGAAACAGGACUUUAGAGACCUCAGAGAGAAAUUUCUUGUAUCUGAAUCUACUGCCUACAUCCUGGCCAACCAGCUGCAGAAAUACAAGUGUGGAGAGUGCAAAGGCAUCGUUGAGUCUGUGCUGGGAGAGAAGCUGCAGUUUGAGGAGGGGAAGCUGACAGAGGAGGCAGCCUUAGUUGAGAAGCUCAGGAAAUGUGAUAUCCUAAUUCAAGGUCAGGCUCAAGAGCUGACCCAGUUACAGCAAAAGAUACAGGAAGGCAGAAAAGUCUCUGUCGUACUCAAUCAGUGUCUCCAAGACCUCCUCAGCCACAAUGACCCUGCCAACUACCAGGGGCAGGGCUUCCGAGAGCAACUGGCUGAGGGACACAGGCUGGCAGAGCGCCUUGCCCAAAAGCUCAGCCCAGAAAAUCAUGGAGCUGAGGAGGAUGAAGAAGAAAAGGCGUCCCUAGACCCCAGCAGGGAGCUACAGGAGAAGGAGGAAGUGGAUGAUGUGCGUCAGGACUCAUUGGAGGAACAGUGUGUGACUCUUUCCACUCACCGAGACUUGUCUCACCCCUGCCAAACUCCAGAUAGUACCCCCAUCCCGGCUGAGGAGUAUGAAGUCUGCUCUGCUCUUGAUGUAGCCAAAACUCAAAAGGAUCAGAAGGAUGAGGAAAGAGAAGGGUCAACAGCCCCCAGGCUCAGCAGGGAACUACAGGAGAAGGAGGAAGGGAAUGAUGUGCGUCAGGACUCAUUGGAUGAACAGUGUUUGACUCUUUCCACUCAGCGAGACUUGUCUGACUCCUGCCAUUCCCCAGACAGUACUCUUAUCCCGUCUGAGGAGCAUGAAGUCUGCUCUGCUUUUGAUGUAGCCAAAAAUCGUGAAGCCGAGGAGGAUGCAGAAGAGAAAGAACCACCGUCCAAAAUGAAUGAUCAGAGGAGGGAAAAGGACAGGGAAUUCGAUUUUCUAAUUCGAGUUCAGGCACGAGAGCUGAGCCAGUUACGCCAGAAGAUAGGGGAAGGGAGAGACUUCGCUAUCCUGCUAAAUCAGCACCUCAAGGACCUCCUCACCCACGGUGACCUUGACAACUCCCAGGGGCAAGGCUUCCAAGAGCAGUUGGCUGAGGGACGCAGGCUGUCAGAGGGCCUUAUCAGCAAACUCAGCCAAGAAAACCAUGAAGAUAAGGAUGAAGAACAACUAGAAUCACUGACCCCCAGGAAAUACCGUUUCCUAAUUCAUGAUCACGCACGAAAGCUGACCCAGAUACGCCAGCAAUUACGGGAAGGAAGAGAGGUGUCUAUCCUACUGAAUCAGCACCUCAAGGACCUCCUCACCCACGGUGACCUUGACAACUCCCAGGGGCAGGGCUUCCGAGAGCAACUGGCUGAGGGACGCAGGCUGGCAGAGCGCCUUGUCUGCAAGCUUAGCCCAGAAACCCAGGAGGAUGAUGAAGAUGAAGAAGAACAAGAAUCGCUGACCCCCAGUCUGGAGAGGGAGCUGCAGGAGAAGGAGCACGUGAAGGAAGUCCCUCAAGAUCCAUUGGGUAAACAGUAUUUGACUCCUUCCAGUCGUCGUGAUCUGUCUAGCUCCGGAGAAGCCCUCAGAAGCACCGCCUGCGUGUUUAAUGAGACUAAAGUCAGCUUGGCUCUGGAUGCAGCCAAGCUGGGUUUGACUGCUACUCUCAGAAUGAAGAACCCUCCCUCAGAACCUCUGAAGGGUGAUGCUCUUGAGGGCUCGGCUGCCAACAAGCAUGGGUGUCAAGUCAUCGGCCACGGUAACACCUCAAGCGUCAUGAAACAGAGGAUUCUCCAAAGAAAAGCACGGCUCAGCAAAUGGAGACUAGCGUGCAGAUUCCCUGGCCUUCAAGCUUAGGGUCCAGAGAUACCAAGUACUUGUGGAACGAAGAAAAGAAGAAACCCCAUUAUGAAAAGUCGCUUUUCCACUUGAUGAAAAAAAUAUAAACCAGCAAAUCAAGUUAAAGCCCCCAAGAAAACUCUAGAGGGUCCUUGGCUUAGAAUGAACCUCACAACCAGACACCACUCUCCAAGAUUUUUACUCCAACAGCCUGGUUUGAUGGGAGACAUCCCAGCCCUUCAGCCUCCAAUUGUGAUAAAUCGCUAAGGAGACCAAUGCCUAGAUCCACACACAGUUCUGAGAGACCUUAACGCUUGCUCCUCUCAAUUCCCGUGCUGUCCCUAACCGGAAUCGGGAACAACUGGAAAAAGACAACAUGGCAAACCGGAUAUUCUUUGCCACCAGCAGGGCUGUGCUAGGAGCAGACAGCGUUAACCAUGCAG
This is a messenger RNA of Diceros bicornis minor, 2400 nucleotides long. RefSeq names its product neuroblastoma breakpoint family member 12-like. The transcript has 15 exons. The record is from RefSeq and is a predicted model, not a curated record. Bases 32 to 1975 code for a protein of 647 amino acids. NCBI's taxonomy places the organism in Eukaryota, Metazoa, Chordata, Mammalia, Perissodactyla, Rhinocerotidae.